This is a messenger RNA of Macaca mulatta (Rhesus monkey), 6005 nucleotides long. The record is from RefSeq and is a predicted model, not a curated record. Lineage: Eukaryota; Metazoa; Chordata; Mammalia; Primates; Cercopithecidae.
AUGGCAGGUGUGUCUCCCAAGAAGGCCCACCCCUGUGAGAUGUGUGGCCCUAUCUUAGGAGACAUUCCACACGUGGGAGAUCAUCAGGGAACACAUCCCAAGCAGAAACUGCACAGCUGUGAGGCCUGGGGGAACAAAUUGUAUGACAGUGGAAACUUUCAUCAACACCAGAAUGAGUACAUUGGAGAGAAACCCUACAGAGGCAGUGUUGAGGAAGUGUUGUUUGUGAAGAGGUGUAAGUUCCAUGUGUCAGAGGAGUCAUCUGUCUUCAGUCAGAGUGGGAAAGACUUUUUGCCCAUUUCAGGAUUACUCCAGCAGGAGGCCACUCACACUGGGGAGAAGUCAAACAGCAAAACUGAGUGUGUGUCUCCCUUUCAGUGGGGGGGAGCUCACUAUAGCCAUGGAGAAUCCAUGAAACAUUUUAGCACCAAACAUACACUCAGUCAGCACGAGAGACUUCUCCCUAGAGAAGAGUGUUAUGUGUGCUGUGAAUGUGGGAAAUUCUUUAGCAAACAUGCUAGCUGCAGUAAUCAUCAGAGAGUUCACACUGGUAAAAGACUUUAUGAAUGUGGAGAAUGUGUGAAAUCCUUUAGCAAAUAUGCUAGCUUCAGUAAUCAUCAGAGAGUUCACACUGGAAAAAAACAUGAAUGUGGAGAAUGUGGGAAAUCCUUUAGUCAAAAGAGAAGCCUCAUUCAACAUCAGCGAUUUCACACUGGAGAAAAACCUUAUGAGUGUGAAGAGUGUGGGAAAUCUUUUAGUUCAGAAGGACAUCUUAGGAGCCAUCAACGAGUUCACGCUGGAGAAAGACCUUACGAGUGUGGAGAAUGUGUGAAAUCUUUCAGUCAUAAGCGCAGUCUUGUUCACCAUCAGCGAGUUCACGCUGGAGAAAGACCUUAUCAGUGUGGAGAAUGUGGGAAAUCUUUCAGUCAAAAGGGCAACCUCGCCCUACACCAGCGAGUUCACAGUGGAGAAAGACCUUAUGAGUGUGGAGAAUGUGGGAAAUCUUUCAGUCAUAAGCGCAGUCUUGUUCACCAUCAGCGAGUUCACAGUGGAGAAAGACCUUAUCAGUGUGGAGAAUGUGGGAAAUCUUUCAGUCAAAAGGGCAACCUCGUUCUACACCAGCGAGUUCACACUGGAGCAAGACCUUAUGAGUGUGGAGAAUGUGGGAAAUCUUUUAGUUCAAAAGGACACCUUAGGAACCAUCACCACAUUCACACUGGAGACAGACUUUAUGAGUGUGGAGAGUGUGGGAAAUCUUUUAGUCAUAAGGGCACCCUCAUUCUACAUCAGCGAGUUCACCCUAGAGAACGACCUUAUGGGUGUGGAGAAUGUGGGAAAUCUUUUAGUUCAAACGGGCACCUUAGGAGCCAUCAGCGUGUUCAUACUGGAGAAAGACCUUAUGAGUGUGGAGAAUGUGGGAAAUCUUUUAGUCAUAAGCGCAGCCUUGUUCACCAUCAGCGCAUUCACACUGGAGAAAGACCUUACAAGUGUGGAGAAUGUGGGAAAUCUUUUAUUGAAAAAGGACACCUUAGGAAUCAUCAGCGAGUUCACACUACAGAAAGACCUUUUAAGUGUGGGGAAUGUGGGAAAUGUUUUAGUCACAAGGGUAACCUCGUUCUACACCAGCAUGGCCAUAUGGGAGGAAGGCCUUAUGUGUGUAGGGAAUGUGGAAAAUUAUUUAAGAAGAAGUCUCGCCUCCUUGCACACCAGAGAAUUCACAAUGGAGAAAAGCCAUAUGCUUGUGAAGCUUGUCAGAAAUUUUUUAGGCACAAGUACCAACUCAUUGCACAUCAGAGAGUUCACACUGGAGAAAGGCCUUAUGAAUGCAAUGAUUGUGGAAAAUCAUUUACCCACAGCUCUACGUUCCAUGUUCAUAAGUGAAUUCACACUGGAGAAAAGCCUUAUGAGUGCAGUGAAUGUGGAAAAUCUUUUGCUGAAAGCUCCAGUCUCACUAAACACAGGAGAGUUCACACUGGAGAAAAGCCUUAUAAAUGUGAGAAAUGUGGGAAAUUAUUUAACAAGAAGUCUCACUUCCUUGUACACCAGAAAGUUCACACUGGAGAAAAGUCAUAUGAGUGUGAGGAUUGUCAGAAAGUUUUUAGCAAGAAGGACCACCUCAUUGCACAUCAGAGAGUUCACACUGGAGAAAAGCCAUAUGUAUGCAAUGAUUGUGGGAAAUCAUUUACCCACAACUCUGCAUUCCGUGUUCAUAAGAGAGUUCACACUGGUCACACGACCUUAUGAGUGCAGUGAAUGUGGGAAAUAUUUUGCUGGAAGCUCCUGUCUCACUAAACAAAAAAGAGUUCACACUGGAGAAAAGCCAUAUGGGUGGAGUGAAUGUGGGGAGAAAUUUAGCCAAAGCUUUUCACUUUUUCAUCAUCAGAGAGUUCACAAGAGAAAGGCCUUAAUUGUGUAGUGAAUGUGGGAAAUCCUUUGCCAAAACUUUCAGUCUCAUUAAACACAGGAGAGUUCACACUGGAGUAAGGUCUUGUGAUUGCAGCAAAUGUGGAAAAAAAGUUACCUGAAGGUCUUCUCUCUUUGAACAUCAGAGUUCACACUAGACAAAUGAAAUACAUUUGGGUGAUUUUAUAGCCACACUUCUGUGCUCCUUCAACAUCAGAGUUAACACUGGAUCAGGGCCUUACCAGUGUGACAAAUGUGACAUAUUUAUAUAGAAAUCUAGCUUCAUAAUACACAGGAGACUUCCCACUGCAGAAACGCUUUUUGAAUGUAAUGAAUGCAAGAAAGGCUUCAGCAUGUUUUUUUUUUGAGAUGGAGUCUCACUCUGAAACCCAGGCUGUAGUGCAGUAGUGUGGUCUAGGCUCACUGCAAGUUCUGCCCCCCGGGUUCACACCCUUCUCCUGCCUCAGCCUCCCGAGUAACUGGGACUACAGAUGUCCACCACCACGCCCGGCUAAUAUUUUGUAUUUUCAGUAGAGACAGGGUUUCACCGUGUUAGCCAGGAUGGUCUUGAUCUCUUGACCUCGUGAUCUGCCCACCUCGGCCUCCCAAAGUGCUGGGAUUACAGGAAUAAGCCACCACGCCCAGCCCAGCCUUCAGCCUUCUUAUUAGAGCCUCAAACAUUGUCAUGAGAAACACACAAUAGAUGUAUAUGGAAUGUUAUUUCUUUUUCAAUGUAACAUUUGAGGAGCUCCUUUGAGGGUGCCACCUGCCUAGAUUGAAUGUCAUUUAUCGAGAAUCUGCAAAAUUUCCAAGCAUGGGGCAGCUACAGUGCAUUUUUCACUCUACCCAGGUGCCUUGCUAGAUUUCUUUUUGAGAUAGUGUGUCACUCUGUCGCUCAGGAUGGAGUGUAGUGAUGUGUUCACAUUUCUUGAUCUCCUGGACUUGUGAUUCUCUUGCCUCAGCCUCCUGAGUAGCUGAAACCACAGGCAUGCACCACCAUGCUCCACUAAUUCUUUAAGUUUUGGAGACACAGGGUUUCACCAUGUUGCCCAGGCUGGUCUUCAACUUCUGGACUCAAGUGAUCUUUCCACCUUGGCCUCCAAGCAUGCUGGGAUUACAGGUGUGAGUUACUGUGCCUCACUUUUUUUUUUUUUUUUAAUUUUAAUUUCUGAUCUAGUCACAGAAGGAUUUGUUGAGUAGCUUCAGCACUUCUUCCUUUGUCAUUUUUUUCUGUCUGAUAAGUCGUGCCAUGGACCUUACCCAUUUUUAUCCCAGAGGCCUCUUAUGUUGACUUGAAAAGAUGAACUAUGUCUUUCAGAGAUCUUGUGGGUAUCACAUAAAUCUUGACAAAUUUUCUACCCUCCAAGUCAUGAUCCUAAGGACAGCUUGCCUCCCAUUUCUCCAGUUUGUGCUAUUAUGGAGGCCUUAUUGUUUCAGCCUUCUUCAAUCUUGAGGGUUGUUGUCACUGUAUGCGUGGUUCAGAAACAAGUAGGUCCUGUUACCAUGAAGGGGGUCACAGCUUUUGUUGGCAUAGCUAAACUCUUUGUGGCUCAUGGGACAGUAUGAAUGCAGAACAUAGCUUUCUCGACUUGUGGACUGCUUUGCAUAGCUGCCAGAGGCCUCCAGAGAAGGCCUUCAGGGCUUUGUGGUCUUUAUCUGUAGCAUGGAUACUAAAAUUUGUGGACUCAUAGGUCAGCUGGCUCCAGGGCAUUUUUUGUGACAAUUUCUGGUGUUUUUUGAACAAGACAAAAUUCUCACUUUUACGAGGUAUAUUGCAUUGUACUCGGUACUGCUGAGGGAAGUUUGUUCCCCAGCUCUUGCAAUGCAGACACAUGCCUUGAUAUCCAGAAUUCUGUAGGAUAACAUCACAGAUUGUAAUGCUAUUGGGUGAAAUUAUAAUUUUAUAAAAUUACUGCAUUUAUAGGCAGUGGAGGAGACAGAAUAAUGUAAUUGCAACACUUUUUUUUUUUUUUUUUUUUUUUUGAGACGGAGUCUCGCGCUGUUGCCCAGGCUGGAGUGCAGUGGUGCAAUUUUGGCUCACAGCAAUCUCUGCCUCCCAGGUUCAAAUGAUUCUCCAGCCUCAGCCUCCCGAGUAGCUGGGACUACAGGCACGUGCCACCACACCCAGCUAAUUUUUGUAUUUUUAGUAGACAUGUGGUUUCACUGUGUUGGCCAGGCUGGUCUCGAACUCCUGACCUCGUGAUCCGCUGGCUUCAGCCUCCCAAAGUGCUGGGAUUACAGGUGUGAGCCACCAUGCCUGACAUAAUGCAUGUCUUUUAAAAGGGCAUCCACGAUGAUCCAGUCACUAUGUAUGUGAUGAAUAUGCAGAUACAGGAAUUUGAGUUCUUCCGUAAUGAUGAAUGUUGUAUUGUUGAGGCCAUUGUCAGAGGAAAUACUCUAGAGGUUUUGUGAAUUCCUGUACCCAUUCUGGGCUGUGCACCUCAAGGUCAUUCCUGCAUUAGCAGGAGGAAGAUGAUAGGGAGAAGGGAGAUCUCAGUUCAGUGAUGUGGCCUUUGUGACCAGCCAGCCAGUUAAUCAGAUGGAAAUGGCCUUAUUGCCACAUCAAUAUUUGCUACCACGGAGGCUAGUUUUCUCACUUAGGGCAUGAGAAGAAUUGGUGUAGUCAGUAUAGAGUUGCCAAACCUAUUCUCCAAAAAUAAUGAUAAAUAUUUUUCUUUUGAAUUGCAUUUUUUUAUUAUUAUUUUUAAAUUUUUUUUUUUUAUGAGAUGGAGUCUCGCUGUGUUGCCCAGGCUGAAUGGAGUGCAGUGGCAUGAUCUCGUCUCACUGCAAGCCCUGCCUCCUGGGUUCACACCAUUCUCCUGCCUCAGCCUUCCAAGUACCUGGGACUACAGGCACCCGCCACCACACCUGGCUAAUUUUUUGUAUCUUUACUAGAGAUGGGGUUUCACCGUGUUAACCAAGAUGGUAUCGAUCUCCUGAAUUCGUGAUCUGCCCACCUGGGCCUCCCAAAAUGCUGGGAUUACAGGCAUAAGCCACUGCGCCCAGCAAUUUUUUUUUUUCUUUUUUGAGAUAGAGUCUCACUGUCACCCAGGCUGGAGUACAGUGGCAUGACCUAGGCUCACUGCAACCUCUACUUCCUAGGUUCAAGCAGUUCUCCUGGUUCAGCCUCCCGUGUAGCUGGGACUGGAAGCAUGUGCCACCAUGCCCAGCCAAUUUUUGUAUUUUUAGUAGAGACGGAGUUUUGCCAUGUUCGCCAGGCUGAUCUCGGACUUCUAACCUCAGGUGAUCUGCCUGCCUCAGCCUCCAAAAGUGGUGGGAUUACAGGUGUGAGCCACUGCUCCCAGUCUGAAGUAUAUUUUAAAGCAGUGAUAAGUUAUAAGUUAUGAAUUACAUUCAGUAAAGUAUGCAUAUUUAAACUGUAGUAUGUGAUAAAUUUGGAGUUUCAUAUAAUCCCAUGAAACCACUGACAUAGUCACAAUAAUGAAUUUAACACCUUUAUAUUUACCUGGAACCUUUUUUUAAAGUCUUUCUUUCUGUUCUCCAGACGAUCAAUGAUUUACUUUGCUGUACAGUAAAGUACUUUCCAUUUUCUGGAAUUUUAGAUGACUGAUGUAAUAAAGUGUUUCCUCAUAUAAUCCCUG